This is a messenger RNA of Gadus chalcogrammus (walleye pollock), 1295 nucleotides long. Its product is annotated as calcium/calmodulin-dependent protein kinase type 1-like. The transcript has 12 exons. Bases 108 to 1295 code for a protein of 395 amino acids. Gene Ontology annotation, cellular component: intracellular anatomical structure. Gene Ontology annotation, molecular function: ATP binding; calmodulin binding; calcium/calmodulin-dependent protein kinase activity. NCBI's taxonomy places the organism in Eukaryota, Metazoa, Chordata, Actinopteri, Gadiformes, Gadidae. Gene Ontology annotation, biological process: peptidyl-serine phosphorylation. The record is from RefSeq and is a predicted model, not a curated record.
ACCAACCACCAUACAGCACCACAGCGCAGAGCAGAGGGGGAAGCAGACCAAAACGUUUGACAGAUCGUCAUAAAGUUCUGGGGGCGACAGAACCACCACUUUAUAGGAUGCCUCUUGUAGAGGACGGCACUGGGUGGAAGAAGAAGACGACAGACAUCAAAGAACAUUAUGAUUUUAAGGAAGUGCUGGGGACGGGGGCGUUCUCCGAGGUGGUGCUGGCCGAGGAGAAGGGGACCCAGCGGCUGGUGGCCAUCAAGUGCAUCCCCAAGAAGGCGCUGGAGGGCAAGGAGAACAACAUCGAGAACGAGAUCGCCGUGCUGCACCGAAUCCAGCACACCAAUAUUGUGUCCCUGGAAGACAUCUACGAAAGCACCUCCCACCUUUAUCUCGUCAUGCAGCUUGUUUCAGGAGGCGAGCUGUUUGACCGGAUCGUGGAGAAGGGCUUCUACACGGAGAGAGACGCCAGCCAGCUCAUCCACCAGAUCUUGGACGCAGUCAAAUACUUGCAUGAUAUGGGGAUAGUCCACCGAGAUCUGAAGCCGGAGAACCUGCUGUAUUACAGCAUGGAUGAAGACUCCAAAAUCAUGAUCAGUGACUUUGGCCUGUCCAAGAUAGAGGGUUCUGGCAGUGUGAUGUCCACAGCAUGCGGUACUCCUGGAUAUGUAGCACCAGAGGUUCUGGCUCAGAAGCCCUACAGCAAAGCAGUGGAUUGCUGGUCUAUAGGAGUGAUCUCUUAUAUUCUACUAUGUGGAUAUCCUCCGUUUUAUGAUGAGAACGAUGCAAAGCUGUUUGAGCAGAUCCUCAAAGCGGAGUACGAGUUUGACUCUCCUUACUGGGAUGACAUCUCAGAUUCAGCCAAAGACUUUAUUUGUCACCUGAUGGAGAAAGAGCCUUCGAAGAGAUAUACGUGUGAGCUGGCCCUUCAACACCCUUGGAUCUGUGGGGACACCGCGCUGGACAAGAACAUCCACGAGUCCGUCAGCGCUCAGAUCAAAAAGAACUUUGCUAAAAGCAAGUGGAAGCAAGCCUUCAAUGCCACGGCGGUGGUAAGGCACAUGCGGCGGCUGCAGCUGACCACCAACGUGGACGGGCCCAGUCAGACCACGCCCACCAGCCCCUGCCACGCCCUCAUGCUGCCCCAGGAGGAGGAGGAUGAAGAGGAAGAUGUAGUCCACGCAGAGCAAGAGAGUUUGUCCCACUACGAGGACGGUCGCCGUGGUAGCGCGGAUGGCAGCGUGGACCGGGACAGUCUGAGAAGCUGUACCUACUGCUGCCGGCCGGCCAGCCGCGUCUGA